CAGCAACAUUGACAAGAGCAGACAACACAGGCCAAUGAUACAGGGGUACCUCAGGGAGCCACACAAAGUAAUGAUGGGGAACCAAAUGGGCCAACUCAGUCCAACAUUGUACAACCGAGGAGCAAAAUUCAAGUUAGAAAAAGACCAAGUGGAGGUGUUUCCACUGACAGUUCUGCACCACAACAUACACGUGGUGCACUUGGGAAAAGGCUUAGGGAAUAUGGCUAUGGGUUGUUUACAGACAUGAAUACCGGCAUGACCAUUUUGAAUCCUGGGAGACCUUCAGAGGUGCUGAUAUCUCAAGGAGGACCAAGUCAAGAAUCGGCUGCACCACCAAGAACAACAAGAAGUCAAGGGCAAGCACUGCUAAACCAAUCAAUGGUAACUCGAGCACAAUCCAAGAGGAAGCAACCAAUGGCACUACCAAAUCAGAAGGUGCAAAGGCCAGCUCGAAAGCAGGCACCCAAAAAUGCCACAACAGCGCUUGCGUCCAAAUCAAAUGAUCCUGGAAAUGUCACUACACAUCAGUCUGAACAACCUGCUACCACAGUGGCACCAAUCACAAGAAGUUCAGCAGGAGACAACACCAACAAACAUCAAGGACCAAGCAAAAGAAUGUCUCCUCCAAAAGCUAAGCCAGUUGAAAAAGAAACACGAUCGAUGGAUGUGCCUAGAGUUCCAGUUCGAAAGAGUGCGAGGAUCAUGAACAAUAUGAAGAGUUGUCCGUCGAACAAAGGAAGUGACCAAGUUGUUAACAUUGACUAAUGGGAUGAUGGGAAAGGCUGUCUAUUUAUGUGUGUUUAGGGGGAUUUUGUUAGGUGUUUGAUGCCAUUGUUGUAUUUUGGCUAGUGAUGUGUUUGGUAGCAAUGUUGUA
Molecule: messenger RNA, 874 nt
Organism: Syzygium oleosum
Lineage: Eukaryota; Viridiplantae; Streptophyta; Magnoliopsida; Myrtales; Myrtaceae
Exons: 3
Coding region: 244-765 (173 amino acids)
Source: RefSeq, a predicted model, not a curated record